AUGGGCCGGCAAAAGCAAACAACGCCGCUCCAGCGCAAUCCCUCGUCGCAGUUGAUGCACACCCUUCCCGACGAGUCUGAAGCGGCGCUGAAACAUGAUAAUGGACGUGCGACGGAGAUUUCGGACGCCAAUGGAAGCGCCUCCGCGAAUGCGGCCGCGCUGGAGACAGUCGCCGACACUCCUGGCUUGAUGCAGCUUCUGAUCUGCGUGCUCGGUAUCUACGCGGCGUUCCUCUCAUGGGGUGUCCUGCAGGAAGCUAUUACCACUACGACCUAUCCCCUCCGCGCCGCAACUGCUGCCGAACCUGAACCGCCCACCGAGCGUUUCACGUACUCGCUCGUCCUCAACACAAUCCAGUCCUUUUUUGCCGCCAUCACAGGCUUCCUGUACCUCUCUUUCUCCACACCGAAGGGCCAGAGCAUCCCUUCGAUCUUCCCGACGCGCCGCAUCCUCUUCCCUCUCCUCCUCGUCAGCAUCUCGUCUUCGUUGGCCUCGCCCUUUGGCUACGCCAGUCUCGCGCACAUCGACUACCUCACGUUCAUCCUCGCGAAAUCAUGCAAGCUCCUCCCCGUCAUGGCCCUCCACCUGGCCAUCUUCCGCAAGCGCUACCCGCUCUACAAGUACGGCGUCGUCCUGCUCGUGACACUCGGCGUGGCGACCUUCACCCUGCACCAUCCCGGCACGAGCAAGAAGGUUGCAGCGUCGGCAGCGACGCAAUCCGGCUCGUCCAUGUGGGGUAUCUUCUUGCUGUCGAUUAAUCUGCUCCUGGACGGAUUGACGAAUACUACGCAAGACCACGUCUUCACCUCCCCGACACUGUACACCAAGUUCACCGGCCCGCAAAUGAUGGUCGCGCAGAACGUGCUGUCGACCGCGCUGACCGCUGCGUACCUGCUGGUCAUGCCGCAUCUGUCGCAAAGCGGGAUUUUGCACAACCUGCUCCCCUUCCCGAUUCCCCCGUCCACCCAGACGGAGCUGUUCUCUGCUAUUUCGUUUCUGCAGCGCCACCCCGAGGCCCUGAAGCAUGUCCUUGGCUUUGCGGCGUGCGGGGCGGUGGGUCAACUGUUUAUCUUCUAUACCCUGUCGCGCUUCUCGUCACUGCUUCUCGUGACUGUCACGGUGACUCGCAAGAUGCUCACAAUGCUCCUCAGUGUGUUCUGGUUCGGCCACUCGCUAAAGCCGGGGCAGUGGCUGGGAAUUGUUCUGGUCUUUGGCGGUAUUGGUGCCGAGGCGGUGGUGCAGAGACAGGAGAAGAAGGCAAAGGAGCGGGCGAAGAACGAGGCUGCGAAGAAAGAGCAGUAG
Messenger RNA from Penicillium canariense, 1302 nucleotides. Its product is annotated as UDP-galactose transporter HUT1. NCBI's taxonomy places the organism in Eukaryota, Fungi, Ascomycota, Eurotiomycetes, Eurotiales, Aspergillaceae. Gene Ontology annotation, cellular component: endoplasmic reticulum membrane; Golgi membrane. The record is from RefSeq and is a predicted model, not a curated record. The coding region runs from base 1 to 1302 and encodes 433 amino acids. Gene Ontology annotation, molecular function: UDP-glucose transmembrane transporter activity; UDP-galactose transmembrane transporter activity. The transcript has 2 exons. Gene Ontology annotation, biological process: UDP-galactose transmembrane transport.